Molecule: messenger RNA, 3434 nt
Organism: Drosophila guanche
Lineage: Eukaryota; Metazoa; Arthropoda; Insecta; Diptera; Drosophilidae
Product: microcephalin
Exons: 9
Coding region: 84-3278 (1064 amino acids)
Biological process (GO): mitotic cell cycle
Source: RefSeq, a predicted model, not a curated record
AUUUUUACCUUGUUGUGGCGCGUUUUUCUAAACAAUUGUGUGCAAUAUAAGUAGCAAUAUUGUGCCGAAAACCCCUGCAGGCCAUGGAUAAGUUCUUGCAGCGCAAUCCCCCAUGGGCAACAAAGGCCUACGAGGUGCCCGGCGCCAACGCGGAAGAGAAAAAGCUGACAACGCAGCACGCUGGGCCACCACAGCGGCGUCCAUUGCAAGAGCAGCAGCCUGAAUCGAAUGUAACCCCCAAGCGUCUCAGUCAGCCCCACUAUGCAGCAGACACGUUGCGGGCCACGGACAAGAUGCCAGAAGUAAAUGCUAGUCCAGCAAAAACGUACCAGCCAUGUCCCGUGCUCCAGGCCGUACCGCCUUCGAAUGGUGUGACAACGCCCACAUCCAUGCAGGCCGGACGCUUGGCUCGCCUGCAGAAUGACCUCAACAGUCCCAGCGCCACACUUCGAGUGCGUGCCAUGCGCGCUCUAAAAAGUCCCGCCAACACAGCCUACAAUGUGUUUGAUGUGUCGCACACCGAACAGAAUAUCAUCUCUGCCGACGAGCGUAAUCCCAAGGCAUCGCCUUCGCUGCCAGAGAUCCUCAGCCCCGUUGUGGUCUAUGUGGAGGUGCGCAGCGGCAAUGACAAUCGUUCGGAUGGUGUCAAGACAAUCAUAGCCAAAAUGGGUGCCCAGGUCAACGAUCGUCUGCUGCGCAACACGACGCAUGUGGUCUUCAAGGAUGGUCUACUCUCGACCUACAAAAAGGCCAUGGAGUGGAAAAUACCCGUCGUUUCCAUACUGUGGAUUGAGGCCUGCAAGGUGCAACGAAGGAUUUGCGAACCCGAAAAGUUUCCCAUCAGCAAUUUGCACAAAUAUGAGUAUCCCGAGCUGUACGGCAAGAUAACGCGUGUUCGGUGCAUGCAACCAGGCUCGGAGCUUAACAAACGUCCACCAAAACGGCCAGCAACGCCCACAUCAACCACCGACAAAGGCCCAGCAUCGGACAGCAAGCGAACUGCUUUUGCUACGCCCACUAACACGGCGAAGAAUGAAAUCAGUCAUUUCUUCAAGGCACUCAACCACAACAAGCAACUGGCUGCGGAAGAGGCGGCCGAGUCGCCUGCCACUAAACUACUUAACAGGAUAUCCAAUGGCAACUAUACGCCACUGCGUCUGGGCACGCCUGCCAAGCCAGCUGGCAGUGGAAUACAAGAUCCAGAUAUACCUCAGAAGAGUGGCGACACCUCCAACGACAAACCGCAGGCCCAGAAGAGUUUGAACUUUAAUGGGGCAACUGGCACCGAUGAGCCGCUGCGGCCUGCCAAGCCACGACCCCGCCGUAGCACAGCAGAGCCCACGCCAGUGACCACACCGGUACGCACCAGUCGCCGACGCAGCUCAGCUCAUAUUCCCAUGACUAGCAAAGAGGACGUAGCUCAGCCUGCCGCCGAGCCAGAGCCAGAGCCACGAAUGUCUCGCCGACGCAGUACGGCGCAUAUUGCAAUGGCCAGCAAUGAGGUUGCUACUCCGCCUCGAGAGCCACGUCCGCUGCGUCGCUGCAGCUCAGCUCAUAUUCACAUGGCAAGCAGUACGGAUGCUGCUGCAGAGCCAGAGCCACAGCUGAAGCGUCGCCGCAGCUCAGCGCACACUGCCAUGGCCAGCAAUACGGUUGCUGCUCCAUCCCCGCAGCCAGAGUCAAGAGUGACACGUCGUCGCAGCUUAUUGCUUCCGGCUGCCAAGGACCCCCAGGAACUGGCACCGAAAAAUGUAUUUGCCUCAAUUGCCGAGGAGCUGGCUCCCGUAGAUGAACCUGCUGGGGAUGCUAUCAACUUGAAGGAUCCCAACAAGACCAAUUUCGUACAAAAUUCGCUGGAGAUGAGCGUUGAAAUGCCGUCGCAAGUUCUACAUCGGGAGGAGAAGCGCGGCACCCUGUACACCUCGGAGCGUAUGGACAUAAGCAAGGAAUACCAAGACCAGAACGUGCCGCUUAAUGUGACUGCCAGGAAAUCGCUGUACAAUUCAACUAUGCAAACGUCUGGACUCUUGGAUGAGCACUCGACACCGCCGCUGUUCAGCUCGACUCGACUGACCAGCAGCAGGUUCAGCACUAAUGUGAAACGAAGGCGCACCAUCUUCAACUUGGACAUGGACGUGAUCAACGAGGGCAUUGACAGAUUGAACUCGUCUCAUCGACUGUCGCUGGUGCUGGCCAGUCAGGCCGAGCUGGGUGAGUGCGGCAAGUCAGUUGUGACGACGGAAGUACCUCGGGCGGAGGAGAAUCCCCCGAGUGAACCAAAGAGACGUCGCCUAUUCACGCCCAACGAAGUGGUUGUGAUCUCACCCCCAAAGUCAAGUAAAAAACAGCGUAUAAGCCUGAGUGGCAACAGUGCAACCAAAAAUGCAUCUGCAAAGAAAAAUCGUCGUCGUUCAUUGGCCGUUCCCGUCUGUUCUUCGUCGGACUUUAGCUGUCUUGGUGCUCAUGUUGAACAUGUAGAAAGCACCGAACAAUUUCUCACACCCGAAGCAUCCGUAGAUGGCUUCAACGACAUUGAAACUUCCUCGAAAAUGCAAGUAGCUGAAGUUGCAAAAUCGGCAAGCAGCAAUCGCCGUUCCAGUGUGAUUCGUACGCUGGUGCACACGAACAUGCAUCAUGUGCAGGUGCAGGUGAUUCAAAAGGCCGUACGGAGAUUGCGUGGAAUGCGGCUGGAUCCCACUGUGACCAAGCGUACCACUCACUUGGUCAGCCUGGAGCCGCGCCGCACACUGAAUCUCCUGCGCGGACUCAUGCGAGGCGUCUGGAUUGUCGACUAUGACUGGAUCCUGGAGUCGCUGCGAGUCGGCAAAUGGGUAAACGAAGAAAAAUACGAGCUUAAAAAAUUCUCACGUGCCGUUGAGAUUUGCCGCACUGAGCGCCAGGCCUUUGGCAUGCACUACCACUGCGAGCUCUUCCGCUACAUGGAAACCUUCUAUGUGUCCUCCCUAUGCCGGCCCAUAGAGUUCAACAACAUAAAGGAGCUGCUGUUGCUGGGCGGCGCCAAGCUAACCGAGAAUCGCUUCAAGGCAAAGUACAUUAUUGGUGACAAGCGACGAGCAGUGGACGAUCGAAUUUAUCUGACUCCCUACUGGGUGCUGGAUAGCAUCACAUCCAUGCAAAUCCAAAAGUUUGGCAAAUACCUAAUGAAGAGUGCCAUUGUAACGCCCAGUGGCAUUAGGUACGAGGAUCCAAUGGCGCGUCUAACUGCCCCAAGGAAAGAUUAUAACUUCAUUGAUCCACCACUGGUGAUGGACAAAUAGGUCGACGCUUUCUGUUCUACCUUCUUCAGACGAACGAAGUUACACAACGUUAUUAUAUUUAGUCUAGACCACAUAUUGUUAAGCAGUUUUUCUAGAGAAUUGACAAUACAUACAAUCAGAAAUAGACGCAGAAUAAUAAACCAUAAUUUAUUUGAA